AUGCACGACAAGUACAACUACGAGCGCCUCCAGAUGGCGCUCCACGACACCCACGUGAGGCGCCUGCUGGCCUUCGGCGUCAGCGGCCUCAGUGUGACGGCCGACAGCCUGAGCGCCAUCAAGUACGCCAAGGUCACGCCGGUCAGGGACGAGAGGGGCAUCGUCAUUGACUUCAAGACCGAGGGCAGCUUCCCCAAGUACGGCAACGACGACGACCGCGUGGACUCCAUCGCCACGUGGCUGGCGCAGCAGUUUAGCAACAAGCUGGCGCAGCAGACCACCUACCGCAACAGCGUGCCCACGCUCAGCGUGCUCACCAUCACAUCAAACGUGGUCUACGGCAAGAAGACGGGCUCCACCCCUGACGGCCGCAAGCGGGGCGAGCCCUUUGCGCCUGGCGCCAACCCCCUCCACGGCCGCGACGAGCACGGCGCCCUGGCAUCCCUCAACAGCGUCGCCAAGAUCCCCUACGUAUACUGCCUCGACGGCAUCAGCAACACCUUCAGCCUCGUGCCACAGAUCCUGGGCCGUGGUGGUGAGGCGGACCGUGCGCGCAACCUGGCGGCCGUGCUUGACGGCUACUUCCAGAAGGGCGGCCACCACAUCAACGUCAACGUCCUGUCGCGUGAGAUGCUGGAGGACGCCAUGGAGCACCCCGAGAAGUACCCCAACCUGACAAUCCGUGUGUCAGGCUACGCGGUGCACUUUGCCAAGCUGACGCGCGAGCAGCAGAAGGAGGUGAUCAUGAGGACGUUCCACGACAAACUGCAGGACCCCAGCACGGCCUAG
Messenger RNA from Monoraphidium neglectum, 789 nucleotides. Its product is annotated as formate C-acetyltransferase. The record is from RefSeq and is a predicted model, not a curated record. Lineage: Eukaryota; Viridiplantae; Chlorophyta; Chlorophyceae; Sphaeropleales; Selenastraceae. Gene Ontology annotation, biological process: L-threonine catabolic process. Gene Ontology annotation, molecular function: formate C-acetyltransferase activity. Gene Ontology annotation, cellular component: cytosol. Bases 1 to 789 code for a protein of 262 amino acids. The transcript has 8 exons.